Messenger RNA from Parnassius apollo (apollo), 1224 nucleotides. The record is from the annotation of a GenBank genome assembly. Lineage: Eukaryota; Metazoa; Arthropoda; Insecta; Lepidoptera; Papilionidae.
AUGGAAGCCAGUCGUGUACAGGCGGCGGUCAGUUUUUUAGCAAAUACAUCAUAUCAAGAAAUGGAAGUGAAGUCUGAAUCGAGUCUUUCUCUACGGGAUAUACUUCCAGUAAAAGCAAAGUACUAUGACAAGAACAGAGCUCCCAAGCUCUUGGGGCAGCCGACCGUGGUCUAUUUCCACGUUACGGUAUUGUCUUUGGAUUCAAUCAACGAGGAGAGUAUGACAUACGUCGCAGAUAUAUUCCUCGCGCAAUCAUGGCGAGACCCUCGUCUUCGUCUACCAGAGAACAUGCAUGAAGAAUAUCGUAUCCUCGACGUGGCUUGGCUUAAUAAUAUCUGGAGACCGGAUUGCUUCUUCAAGAAUGCGAAAAAAGUGACAUUCCACGAGAUGAGCAUACCUAACCAUUACCUAUGGUUGUACCACGAUAAAACUUUGUUAUACAUGUCCAAAUUGACACUUGUGCUGUCGUGUGCGAUGAAAUUCGAGUCCUACCCUCACGAUACUCAGAGCUGCUCCAUGAUGAUAGAGAGUCUAUCCCACACGGUCCACGAUUUGGUGUUCAUAUGGAACGUCACAGACCCGCUUGUGGUGAACCCGGACAUAGAGUUACCGCAACUUGACAUCUCAAACAAUUACACAAGUGACUGCACAAUUGAGUAUUCUACAGGUAACUUCACGUGUUUAGCCGUAGUAUUCAACUUGCGCCGUCGUCUCGGUUACCAUUUGUUCCACACAUACAUACCCUCAGCGCUGAUCGUUGUGAUGUCUUGGAUCUCUUUCUGGAUCAAACCGGAGGCGAUACCGGCGAGAGUCACUUUGGGAGUCACGUCGUUGUUGACUCUGGCAACACAGAACACCCAAUCGCAGCAAAGUUUGCCGCCGGUAUCCUAUGUGAAGGCGAUCGACGUGUGGAUGUCAUCGUGUUCGGUGUUUGUGUUCCUCUCACUCUUCGAAUUCGCCGUCGUGAACAAUUACAUGGGUCCUGUAGCUACCAAGGCUAUGAAGGGUUACUCCGAUGAAGAUUUGUCGAGAGAUCUUGACGCUUUUAAGCACAUAUUUCCAAAUUCGGUUGACCCUCGGGCGAGUACAUCUGCUUCGCUGCCUCAGUACGAUACCUUCUGCAACGGGAGAGAGACAGCUGUAUACAUCGAUCGUUUCUCCCGCUUUUUCUUUCCAUUUUCUUUUUUUAUUUUAAACGUAGUAUAUUGGUCCACCUUCUUGUGA